Elaeis guineensis (African oil palm) is the source of this 1792-nucleotide messenger RNA. Its product is annotated as cholesterol 22-monohydroxylase CYP90B52. NCBI's taxonomy places the organism in Eukaryota, Viridiplantae, Streptophyta, Magnoliopsida, Arecales, Arecaceae. Gene Ontology annotation, biological process: brassinosteroid homeostasis; multicellular organism development; sterol metabolic process. The record is from RefSeq and is a predicted model, not a curated record. Gene Ontology annotation, molecular function: oxidoreductase activity, acting on paired donors, with incorporation or reduction of molecular oxygen; heme binding; monooxygenase activity.
GAUCUUACUCCCCCUCCCUCUCCUCCAAUUAGAAUUAGAGCUAGAGAUAAAGAUGAGUUACUCUUCUCUCAUGUCUAUAAUAAAAGAGCUACUCUUCCUCCUUCCUCCAGCUCUUGUAUCCCUCUUUCUCUACAUCAACCUCAUCAAAUGGAUUAAGAGAAAGAAGCCCAACCUCCCCCCUGGAGGUUUGGGAUGGCCUUUCCUUGGCGAGACCUUCUCCUACCUCAAGCCUCACCUUGCCACCUCCAUGGGCCAAUUCAUGGAACAACAUAUAUCAAGGUAUGGGAAGAUCUACAGGUCCAGUCUUUUCGGUGAGCCGACGAUAGUAUCGGCCGAUGCCGGCUUGAACCGGUUCAUACUGCAGAACGAGGGGAGAUACUUCGAGUGUAGCUACCCAAAGAGCAUCAGCGGUAUACUUGGGAAGUGGUCGAUGCUCGUUCUAGUCGGAGAGAUGCACCGAGAGAUGAGGAUGAUCUCACUCAACUUCAUGAGCAAUGCAAGGCUCCGGUCAUACCUCCUCCCUGAGGUGGAGCGCCACGCUUGGCUAGUUCUUAAGUCUUGGAAGGAGAAUUCAGCCUUCUCGGCCCAAGAGGAAGCAAAGAAAUUUACCUUUAAUUUGAUGGCAAAGAAUAUAAUGAGCAUGAAUCCAGGAGAACCUGAGACUGAGAAGUUGAGACGAGAGUAUAUAACCUUCAUGAAGGGAGUGGUAUCUGCCCCACUGAACUUCCCUGGAACUCCAUAUUGGAAGGCUCUAAAGUCAAGGUCGACCAUCCUUAAGGUGAUCGAACUGAGAAUGAAUGAAAGAUUCCAAAAGAUGAGCAAGGGGCAAGAAAGAAUUGAGGAAGAUGAUCUCCUUGGAUGGGCUCUAAAGCAGUCCAGUCUUUCUAAAGAGCAGAUCCUUGAUCUCUUGCUAAGCUUGCUCUUUGCUGGCCAUGAAACCUCAUCUAUGGCUUUAGCUUUAGCCAUCUUCUUCCUCGAAGGCUGCCCAAAAGCUGUCCAAGAACUGCAGGAAGAACACCUCCAGAUCGCCUGCAGGAAGGGACUAAAAGGAGAGUCUGGACUAAACUGGGAAGACUAUAAGCAAAUGGAUUUCACCCAAUGCGUUAUAAAUGAGACACUGCGGCUAGGGAACGUGGUUAAAUUCGUGCACAGAAAGGUUCUUCAUGACUUCCGGUACAAAGGGUAUGACAUUCCCUGUGGAUGGAAGAUUCUUCCAGUGUUUGCAGCAGUUCACUUGGACUCUUCUUUGUAUGAUGAUCCUCAUCACUUCAAUCCUUGGAGGUGGCAGAGGAGCUCCCUUUGCGAGACAGCAACAAACAACUUCAUGCCAUAUGGCGGCGGGCCCCGUCUAUGUGCAGGCUCCGAGCUCGCCAAGCUCGAGAUGGCAGUUUUCUUGCACCACCUUGUGCUCAACUUCCGGUGGGAAUUGGCUGAGCCCGACCAAGCCUUUGCCUACCCCUUCGUGGACUUCUCUAAAGGUCUACCAAUAAAGGUCCACAAAAUCACAUGAUACUCGAGUGGUUAGAGUUUGGAAGACCAUUAAUUUGGGCUCAACAAUAAUGUAAAAAAUGGAGAAAAAAGGAGCCACGAUAUACAUAUGUGCAAGCUUGCAUGAGAGCUUUUGCCCACUUUCAUGUAUAGAUGGGCCAACACGAGCAAUGGGCUUAUGUGUUUGUUUGGCUUUCUAUGGCUCUGGCUUGGCCUUUGAGCAUUGUUGAGGAAGGAUAGCAUUUUGGUGAUUACAAUGUAUUAGUCAUUUCUAAUCAGUAGAUAAAGAAGACAAAGAAUUAUA